This is a messenger RNA of Vigna angularis (adzuki bean), 1491 nucleotides long. RefSeq lists its product as uncharacterized. The coding region runs from base 496 to 1038 and encodes 180 amino acids. The transcript is spliced from 2 exons. The record is from RefSeq and is a predicted model, not a curated record. NCBI's taxonomy places the organism in Eukaryota, Viridiplantae, Streptophyta, Magnoliopsida, Fabales, Fabaceae.
CAGUUUUACGUUUUUCUUCUUAGGGUUCCUAGCAUUGGGCGUUUUUGCAGUCCCCCCCUUUUUGGGGGUUUAGGAAUGGCAUCUUCUUCAGGCAAAAGGAUUAAAACCAUUGGUUCCAAAGAAAAGGGAACAAAGAGGAAGGAGAAGGAGCAGUUUCACUCAGACAAGUUCAGAACCCUUGCUCAUGAAAGAUACUUCCCACAAAUGGAGGGAAGAAAAUUGCUAAUGGAAAGGAAGGUGGCCUCCAUACCAACUCUAGCUCCCCAGUUUGGAAGGGAGCUGAACAAUAGAGAUUAGGGCCACCUGGCAGUAUACCCCUCUCCCGCCAAUGUUGACAUAGUUAAAGAGUUUUACACAAAUGCCAAAGCAUUGGGGGGAGAAUAAGAGACGUACUUCAGCUACGUGAGGGGAAAAAGGGUUAUUUUUUAUGCUGAUGCUAUUAACUGCUUCCUUGGUAUAGAGUGGGAGGGGGAGUAAUGUCAGUUCGCCUCAUCCAUGCUGGAAGGGGUGGAUUAUGAGGAUGUGGAGCGGACCUUAUGUAUGCCUAGAGGGAAUUUUCAGAGGAACCGGUCUGGGGCACCCAUCCACCUUACUAGACCUCAUAUGAUGCCUCUGGCGAAGUAUUGGAUGGCAUUCUCUCAUGCCAACAUCCAACCUUGCUCUCAUGUUUCUGACAUCACUGUUCCUAGGGCUAUCCUCCUCUACUGUAUUCACAAGGGCCUUAAUAUUGACAUAGGCCAGGUCAUAGCUGAUGAGAUCCAGAGUUGUGCCCGUGGUGCAACUAGCAAGGCACCCCUGGGACAUCCUUCAUUGAUCACCUACAUUUGUGAAGCCGCAAGCGUUGAUGUUUCUAGGCCACCACUGGAGCGUCCAAGAAAGGAGCUGGACGCAGCUUACUUUACUCAUUAUUGUUCAGUGGAUGAGCCAGGCCAUCCAAAGCCACCACCACAGCAUCCCAGGGCACACAGGAGGGUGCCACCAUCAGCUCAAGAGCCGGUUCAUGAGGCCGCUCCUUUCCAGAUGCGAUACAUGUACUAAUCUCUGAUGGAAGCUAGGAUGGCUGCUGUAUACAGGGGCGAGCAGGCGCUGCUUAGGACACUGACGUCCGCAUUCCUAAGAGACAGUUCAUGUCUCAGGAUGAAUUUGCAGCUUAUGUGGCAUGGCCCGCUAACCCAGCACAGGAGGGUGAUAGAGCUGAAGCAGCUAAUGAUUUGUAUCUGGCACUUACUGAAGGGUGCCAUCUUUGUUAUGACCUGGAUUUAUUUUAUUUUUCUGUUUUUGUGUUAAUUGCUUUGAUUGACUGUAUUUUGUUUCUGUUUUAUUAGCUUUCUUUUGAAUUAUUUGUUUUGUUAUUGUACUCUACUUGGAUAAAUUACACUGCUUUGGUCCAACUGUUGUGUCUUGUGAUAAGUAUUGCUUUGCGAUGCUCUGGUGUGUUGAUUGAUGUUGAGAUGAUGCAUGAUGUGAUAAUAUACAGGUGAUGGCUCAAAA